AUGAUUUCAGACGUGAUUUCUUCAGCAGCAGAGAUCUCAGUAGAGAAUACUAGUGUGUUUUAUAAUGCUUGUCGCGACAAUGACAUUAAACUGGUGAAGGAAUUACUACCAAACAUGACCAUCGCUCAGAUAAAUCACGUUGAGCCCAAUGGAAAUACAGCUUUACAUAUAGCCACCCAAAAUGAACAUAAAGAAAUCAUUGAACUAUUACUAAACGUGGGCAUUUCACGUAGUAUUCAAAAUCAAAAUGAACAAACGGCAUACAGUAUUGCGCCCAACACUGAUAUAAAGCAUCUUUUCGAACGUUUCACUCAGGAACUUCCAUCCGACGAAACCAAUAGUGAAUUCGAUGGCGAAAAUCGUUUUGUAAGCAAAAUUCGCUGGAUUGAUGCAAAUCCACAUGCUGAUUUCGAAGCGACUAAACAGCGAAAUCUGCUAAUCAAGUAUGGAACGAAUCCGAAAUUUCACUUUUUAGUCAAUUUUGCACGACAAUAUUAUAUUGACGAGGAGUUGAAAGAUAUUCAAGGUAUUGAUCAAAUACGAUAUUUUUUCGACAAAGCUGAAGAAGAGCAAAAUCCUGUUUAUCUCUUGAAAGCCUACACAGCUGAAACUGGUUUCUAUACGGCAUUGAAUCGACAUUUGGCAGCUGCCCAACUCGAGGGGACCGGACCCAUCGAUAGCAAUCGAGGACGAGCGUACAUCCUUGGUAUCAUUACUCAUCAUCCCUACUUUGCACGUUUUAACUUCACUGGAGAAUCCUAUCGUGGGAUGAAACUGGACGAGUAUGACCUUCAACAAUACGUUAUCGGUUCACGAAUAAUGACAAAAACGUUUUUGUCAACAUCGAAAGAUCGUGAAAUGGCUGAAGUAUUUGCAUUUGGAAUUUAUGCAAAUGAAAACCGAACCGGUAAAUAUGGCGUCGUGUGUACUUAUCACCUACGUAAUCCUGGCACAGGACUCGAUAUAGAAUCAAUAUCCGAAUAUCCAGGAGAAAAAGAAGUUCUGAUUAUUCCAUAUGCUGCAUUCAAAGUGAUGAAUGUCAAGAAAGAGAAAAGAGGUGAUGAUGGAAUAGCUGUCAAAAUAGAACUGAAAGAAUGUGAGCCCUGGUGA
Molecule: messenger RNA, 1110 nt
Organism: Didymodactylos carnosus
Lineage: Eukaryota; Metazoa; Rotifera; Eurotatoria; Philodinida; Philodinidae
Source: the annotation of a GenBank genome assembly